Messenger RNA from Dinoponera quadriceps, 6256 nucleotides. It is a transcript of the gene stac, whose product is annotated as protein unc-13 homolog D. The record is from RefSeq and is a predicted model, not a curated record. NCBI's taxonomy places the organism in Eukaryota, Metazoa, Arthropoda, Insecta, Hymenoptera, Formicidae. The transcript is spliced from 17 exons. Bases 2364 to 5729 code for a protein of 1121 amino acids.
AACUCUGACAAUUUGAUAAAAAUUGAAAAUAUUAUGUGUGAAAAAUAAAUGAAACAAUUAAGCAGUCUCAACUGAUAUAACUCUAUAAUUCGUAUAUAUAUUCAAAGAUAUGCAUAUAAUAUUUGUAAUAUGGAUAUAAUUUUUUAGCAUUCGAGCAACUUAGCGCAGUCACGAGUUAUGCAGUCCGGUUUUCAGUACUUGUUAAAUCGUAAAAUUAAGUCGUUAUUUGAAAAACUGGGUUAAGCCGCUUUCUUCUACUUUGUCCAAUAGCCUCUCGAAAAACUGGCAAAUUGUCAGAGACGUAGUUUAAAAACGUAUCGAAUCGUCACGAAUGGUAAUGUCACGCGCUUUCAAUGACCGCAACCAAACUAAAUUUAAAUAUCGUUUCUCAACUAAUAGCAAUCGUAUUGUUUACUAUGUAUAUAAUUUAAAUAAUUAGUGACAUUGCGUUUAGUGUAUUCGUGAGUUCUCCAUCUUUUUAGAGACAAUUUUUUCACACAAUCAUAUGUUAUUGUCUUUCCCAUUAUUAUAUAACGUGUAUAAAUAUCUAUUCUCUCAUACAUCUUGUGUAUGAAACAGUCUUGGAUUAUUAAGAUUAUUAAAUCCUUUGUCGCGCGCGCGCGCGCGCGGUAAUUAAGUCUUAAAUGUUCGCAUUAAAUUCCUCGUCGGAUACGAGUCGGAUAACUCUACAUAACGCAUCUGUCCAUCUGCGCAUCUGUGAAGACUUUAUAAAUCAUGACACACCAUAAAUCGUACAACCACAUUAACACGACAAAAAGGAAUAAUCGCAAUGACGUCGCGGUACACCAAAUAACCGGCAUAUCUCUUAAACGGACUCAUCCUCGUCGAAAAAUAGAAUUGGUAUUAGAGUGGGCGUGGAGUUGGACCAGCUCGAAAUUGCAUAAUUCAAAGAAAAUUAGACCGGGACGGGAUACGAAGGACGAAAACAUGUUCAAGCAUUCACACGUUCCGUUUAUCAUACAACGGGUGUCUUGAUGCGCCUUAGUGGCCAAUGAGCUAAUUGUCGGUAUAUCAACUUUCAUUGGACGCAAUUGUACGAACGUAUGAACGCAUUGUGGUUGCACUUGUCUCGUGGGUCAUUCUAAACGGGAUAUAACACAGUUCUUCUCUGUCCAGAUUCGCUACUGGUUUCCACAUUUUUUCAAAUAAUUAAUUAUGAUAUCUCAUAGUCUCGCACUUUGCUUUCCGCGUAUCGUGGAAAAAAAGAAAUGAAAAAUAUCAUUGCAAAAGAGAUUCGCGAUGCGGUAGAAAAUAAUGGAGAGCUGUUAAUGCAUGUUAAACAUUUUCUAAUCUCGAAGUGUUUUAUUUGUUCGAGGAAAAACUAUGCAUCAACAACAUUUCAAGCCGUGAAAUGUAACAUAAACUGAAUCUCACUGUCAGAGUCAAUUACGCUUGCCAACUCUACUCGCUAGUGGACAUUGAUAUUGAAGGUUGUGUCCUAAUUCUGACCUUUUCACGUGCUAUCGUUAACUUCGUAACCUUCAUUAGAAAUUAAAAGACUCUUGUGAGUGGCGGAGUAUGCAAAAUAUAAAAAAAUUUGCUGAUUUCAACAGAAUACGUUACUAAUCGAUUAUUAAUUAUUUGUACACAUUUGAUAAUUGUCUCCUUUACAUUCACAUGCAUGAAUCAUACAAAAAUAAAAUCACAUUUAUUAUGAUUACAGCAUGAACUUUAUUAACGACCAUAAUCUUAUCCUGCCUUCUGGCCGGUUAGUGUAAUAUUGCACGCUUAUGUCAUAGUCCGUUGAUAGCGAAUAGUGUCACAAUUUAUGCGUGGUACGAUUGACUGCUGCCGAUUAUGCAUACGCGCUAUCGAAUAUGCGACGAGUCGGCGCGUUGUCGAUAAGAAAGGUCGUGGUCAUUGUAGGAGUUCAUCGUUGGCCGACAAAGUUCGUUUAAUGCAGCGGUGAAAUUCGUCGAUCGCGCCCGCGACAAAUCGGCUCCCUCUCUCUCUGCGUCUCUAUUGUCGUUGGUGUCAUCGGUAGGGUGUAAAACGCUUCCGGAAAAUAAUCUCCAGUGAAAGCAGUAAUCUCACCUGUUGUCCAUCAGGAAUAAAUCCGUCGAAGUCAUCCGUACAAUUCUUUGUCUUCACGCGGGAACCGAAUGUGACGAACAAGUUCGACGUCUGCUUAAGACCGGGAUCACUGGUGCGUGAACGUCAUUGUUCGUUGUUAACAACACGAUCUUCUGUAUUGCGCUUCCGCGGGUCAUUGUCGUGACGCUCUAGAUUCCUCUUCUUUAGAUCUAUUGUCCAUUAUCGUCGCUGGGACUGUUCGAGGCGACUCGCUUAAGAAAAGUGCCAGAGUGUCGCGAACUAGGGAAACGGUUUAAUUGUGACGUGUAAUGAAAACUGUGUCAAAUAGCGUGUAUCGCGAGAAAACUGUGGGAAAACUGGAAACUUUAAAAUGUGCGCGACGUAACUGCGUGACGAUCUGGCGCGAUAUUCGUGAGCGUUGCUCGAGUUCGGGAGUGAAUGAGGCUGUAUACAGGAACUGUAUGAGGCUAAACAUGAUCGAGGAACUUUAUGCCGCCCUGGUGCGUAUGGCUCAACAUCAAAUUGGCUUCGACGUGUCCAACGAGUGUAGUCAGGAAGCUCUUCUGAAUCAUUUACAGAGUGCUUUCAAAAUCGACAACGAAACACACGAGAGAGUGUUGGAGGAAACACGAAGUCUCGAGCCACCAGAAUUGCAUCUCAACGUUGAAGUGAUCGAAGCCAAAGAAUUAGUCUCCAAAGACUCCAACGGUAAAAGCGAUCCUUUCUGCGCUCUUUACCUCGAAUCGGCACCGACCAGGAGGUACAACACCGCAGUAAAAACGUGUACCCUCAGUCCAAUUUGGGAGGAACACUUUGAAUUACCACUGGAGGAUCCGGAAAAUGACAUAUUGUGCCUUGAAGUGUGGGAUUUUGACGCAGCUGAAACUGUUCCUGAAAAAAUGAGCAAAGUUAGGGACGUAAAGGGUGUUCGUGGCUUAGUCAAAUUAGCCAAGGAAAUCGCAGUUACAGCUACGACUGGUAGUCACGAUAACGAAUUCAUUGGUCGAUGUAGAAUACCGUUAAAGGAUAUACCCACGACAGGGCAUACUAUGUGGUACGCUCUCGAGAAAAAGAACAAAACCAAACGUCGGGGCGUCGUAAAGCUUCGAUUAGCCUUCAGUGCGGAACACAAUGCACAAGUGGCUGCGCAGGAACAUCGACACCUGCUGAGAGUGUUGUUGCUUCAUGAGAUUGAGACAGAGAAGAUCGAGAAGUACUGUUGGUGUGGUCGUUGGUCCGGACCAGCCGAAGCUCUCAUACUUCAACACAGCGCACAACGUGGCUUACUAGCCAGGAAUCUCGCUCUGGCGCAAUGGGUCGAAUAUGCCAGAAUUCAUCAAGAACAUCCGUUGAGUUUCACGCUUUUCAAUAAGCUCGCGGUCGAUUUGCUCAGGCCGAUGGACAACGGAUUGUUCUCCGCUGACGAAAUCAGACUCUUCUGGGAUGCCACCAAAAAAGUUCUGUAUUCAUGUUUAAAUAGCGUACGAAAAAUUCGAAGACUGAUUUUGGGAGAUAAGAACGCCAUGAUGCAGUUAUCCGCUAUUUUAGGAAUAUUAUCAUCCAUAUCUUCUUUGAAAGUUCCUGAGGACAUAGACCUCUUUCCAGUCAAGAUGUACUCUUGGUUUCCGGAACCUGACGGUUCUAAAUUAGAUGUACUUCAAAGUUUAGAAUACACGGUUAUACAAGGCUGUGCCGAAUGGUUCGAGCACAUACUCAACAAUAAUUCACCUGAAACUGAGUCGGACGAAGAUGCACUUAGAUAUCACAACAAAGUGAUCCAACUGAUUAGAACGGAUUUACAAAAGGCCAUUGAUAAUUAUGACAAACUAUUUAUAAAGAAAGUCAACGUUCCGUACGCAAGAUUACUAUACAUUGCAUAUGAGAAGAGAAUUAGUGACAUGUGUAUGAUCAUCGUAGAGGACGUAUGCGCUAGACUGAAGCGAAUUGAAAUCGAUAGCACCGCCGAUGCAGAGUUAAGCUUGGGCACGACAUUGUUCGAGCUUUAUCUUUCGCUUCAAAGAUACGCAGUUCUCGGUCAAGUACUUUGUGCCGAAGGGCAGCUACAAGAUAUGAAAAUACAAAGUUACUACGAGUGGUUCCGAGGCGGUGUUGGACAUUGGUUGGAUAUUGCCGUGUACAAGGCGCUUAAACGCAUUGACAGGGCGGUCGAAUUCGAUACUUUGCAAGCGGUUGACAACAGUGUGCAAUAUAGUUCGAGCGCUGUAGAUACGUUAACUAUUUUCUAUCAGAUCAAAGUAUUUUGGACGCAGCUAGCCUGGCCCGACGUUGAAGGAUCGUAUACGUUUAUAGCAAAAAUCAUUGACGACAUCUGUAAAUGUUCCAUCGCAUACGCCGACAAGAUGGCGAGUAAAGCGGAGGUGACGACGGAACUGGAGCAGCUCUCGCAGAGCAGCGUUUACGAGAAGAAGUUUACAAUAUCGACCGCUUGGUGCUUCGCCAUUAAUAAUAUCGAUUACAUCAGAACAUCAAUCGCACCGUUGGCCGACGACUUAGGAUUGCAAAACAUUGUAAAAGCCCUAGGAGAAGUCAAAACUCAAAACGAAGCCGAUCGUUGCCGACAGACUCUUCAGCUUAUCAUUGACAAUGCCGCGGAUACUGUGAGGAAUAAGAUCAUAGAGUUGUUGGAAGUCGUAGCCAACAAAAUGGCUCCGGCGAUGAGCAGGUAUCUCAUGGAGGGCGCCGAAUUAAUCGAUACGACCAGCAACGCGAUGGAUCGUCUGCUACAGUAUUUAGACAGUAAUCUAACCACCUUGCAUGAUAAUCUCAACGAGGAUAACUUUAAUAGAGUUCUCCUGGUGAUUUGGGAGAUCAUGUCGCAGACGCUGUAUGAGCUAGUCAACAAUAAUUUAGAGAAACGACGACCGCCAGCAUUUUACUCCAAUUUGCAUCGCACCCUUCAUACUCUCAUACGAUUCUUCAAUUUUGGUGCCGACGAGACCGCGAACGUGCAAGUGUUGGAAAAAAUCGAGAAUCUCUUAAAAUUGCACGGGCUUGAAACCGCCGAGCUUAUACAUCGUUAUCAUCAAGAGCGUAUCGAAGAGCAGAAGGAAAUGGAAGAACCUAUGUAUGGUCUUAUCACCGUCAAAGCUCAUUUCAUUGAUAAUUCCUUGAAUAUACAAAUUAUGAGUGCCAGGAAUCUCCGCUGCAUGGAUAGCAAUGGAGAUUUUAUAAGCAAGCUGUCUACUCUCGAGCGUAAACUGCACUCGAAAUCUAAACAAAGAUUGAAAGAAGGGAAGACAAGCAAAUGCGACUCCUACGUGAAGAUCAGGCUGCUGCCUGAAGAAAAAUUCACCGAAAUUAAGCCGCCGAAGACACACGUACAGAAAGAAACGCUGUUUCCUCUUUUUGACCAAACAUUCCACAUUCCUCUUAGUCAGGAACAAAGAGCAAUAGAAGACGCUAUAGUGUCGUUUGAGGUCAAGGACAAGGAUUUCCUUCGAGUGAGAUUCAUGGCUGAAGCUUUCCUACCAUUCAGUGAAAUUCCCGACACUGAGCCAGAAAGCGGCUUCGAAACUUUAGAACAAGUUCAUUUAAAACUUUCUCGCCCAACCAAGAAGAGUACGGACGUAAUCCGCGCAUUGGAGCAUCGCAAAGGGGACAAUCAGGCGACGGAUUUCAUUUCAAAACUUAAUACUAAAGCGAACUCCAAAUGAUCAAUAAAUAGCUUCGACGUGGACCUACGUUUGAAUAACUUUCGAAAGUAUAUAAUACAAAAUAUGUUGAAAUUCAAGCAAUUCGGUCUAUACAAGAUGUUUCAAUAUUAAUUCACCAGCAUUGCCUUACAAAAAGUCGUUGUAUACAUUUUUUAACGAAUGUGCUUUAGAACUUUCGCACUGUCAUAAAUUUUAUAGCGCAAUGCUCGCGAGUGUUUAAGGCUGUCUAUAUAUAAUUUUGAUCGUUUUUAUACAUUCGAGAAAAUCACAAAGUGUAUACCGCAUUUCGAAACUUUAAACGGAAAACUCUAAGGCUGAGUAAGUGCUACUUACGAGCGAUAUUUGUAUUUAUUAUAGAUAGAAGUUGAGCGGCUAUAUUAUACACUUAGAUAUAUUUUUGACAAACUUAUAUGUUGCGAUAUAAUGCAAGUUUAUUGUAUACGUGUACCUAAUUAUGUUCGAUGAGUGGAGUAUGUACAUAGAUCCUAAUAAUAUUAGAAUGAUUAAAUAAUAUAUGAUAUAAUCAA